UUCCUCCAUCAUCUUCAUCUUCAUUUUUCAUUCACAAUCAAUCAUCUAACAAACCCCCGUGAUUUAUUUCAAUAUUGUUCUCACUUUACAACUAACACACUCACAUUUUCCGGCAUCGGAAAUAUGGAACUACAUAACGCCGGAGCACCCACACCAACACUAACGCCGUCAAAAUCAAAACCCUCACAUAACUCAAAGCUGCCACAAAAUUCCACCGCCAAAACAACAAGCCCUAACCCUAUGGCUUCAAAAUCUCCGGCAAUCAAAUCGGCGACCAAAUCAGCAGUGAAGAAACCGAUUCCGGUGACGUCACCGUCACCUCGGAACAAAAUUCGCCAGCGGAAGUUUGUGGUGGCGAAGAAGAAUCCGAAAAUUGAGAAAUCCGAAACCCUAGAUUCCGUAAACUGUAAGUGCAAAGUAAAUUCUAAGUUGAAAAAGUGUGCGUGUGUUGCUUAUGAUACUCUUAGAGCUUCUCAAGAUGAGUUUACAAAGAUUAAAGAUGAACAGAAGGAAAACCUAAUUGAAAACCCUAAUUUGGUAACUGAGUUUGAGGAAAAAUUGGGGGAAACUGAAAGUGAGGUUGAUGAGGUGUCUGGUGAGAGAGUGAGUGCACAGGUGAAGAGGAGGAGGGAGAAACUGAUGGAAGUAGCUAGGCAGAGUGUUCCGGAUGCUGGGCGGGGGAGAGUGUUGCAUUUGGUGAAGGCGUUUGAGAAUGCGUUGACGAUAAGUAAGUCGAAAACCGAUGAGGAAAGUGAAGGUGUGACUGGGAAGGUGAAGAAAUGGGAGCUGCCUGGAUUGAGACCCAAGGCGCCGGUGACCGAUACUGAAUUCUCUUGUUCGGAUUGUUUUCUUACGCCGGAGAGUUUGGGGUUGGAUUCGCGUGGGUCUUGUUGCUCAUCAGGGAGUGAUCGGAGUAAGCCGAGUGUUUCAAACAGGAAUUCCGGUGGUGGGAGACGGAGCAGACGAAAUAGCUCUGAAUCCUCUGCAACUUCUAGAGGUAGAGGGAAGAGAAGAACGGUUAAGACGACUCCUCAACAACCCUUCAAGCUCAAAACUGAGCAAAGAGGAAAAUCAAAGCAAGAAGAGUUCCAAAAGAAGGUGCAAGAGAUGAUGAGUGAGCAGGAGAAGCAGAGAAUUCGUAUUGCACAGGGUCUCCCGUGGACAACAGAUGAACCAGAGAGUUUGCCAAGACCUCCGGUUAAAGAAAGUACUAGGCCUGUUGAUUUAGUUCUACAUAGCGACAUGAGGGCCGUUGAACGUGCUGAAUUUGACCAUCAGGUGCAAGAAAAGCUCUCAUUCAUUGAGCAAUUCAAACUUGAUAGAGAAAAACAGCAGAAGUUAGCAGAAGAGGAAGAAUUAAAGAGAUUGAGAAAGGAGCUUGUGCCAAAGGCUCAACCUAUGCCCUAUUUCGAUAGACCUUUUGUCCCAAAAAGGUCAGAAAAGCAACCAACCAUGCCCAAACAGCCAAAGAUUUAUAACCCUCAGCAUAAGAAAAUGCAUGGUGGUCACUAAGGGACUCGACUCCCUCCUUCAUUACCUUCGGCUUGUGCUUGUCGAGUGUUUGAUGCGAGCGUGGCUCUUCUUGACUGUUUUUACUUGAAAAGCUGAUUUCAGUUCUUGUACAAUAGUAUACCUUGAGCUUGUGCUUGUCGAGUGUUUGAUGCGAGUGUGGCUCUUCUUGACUAUUUUUACUUGAAAAGCUGAUUUCAGUUCUUGUACA
This is a messenger RNA of Helianthus annuus (common sunflower), 1720 nucleotides long. RefSeq names its product protein WVD2-like 4. The coding region runs from base 124 to 1512 and encodes 462 amino acids. The record is from RefSeq and is a predicted model, not a curated record. Gene Ontology annotation, cellular component: mitotic spindle; nuclear microtubule. The transcript is spliced from 8 exons. Gene Ontology annotation, biological process: mitotic spindle assembly; activation of protein kinase activity; regulation of mitotic spindle organization. Lineage: Eukaryota; Viridiplantae; Streptophyta; Magnoliopsida; Asterales; Asteraceae. Gene Ontology annotation, molecular function: protein kinase activator activity; microtubule binding.